Rana temporaria (common frog) is the source of this 3204-nucleotide messenger RNA. RefSeq names its product collectin-46-like. The record is from RefSeq and is a predicted model, not a curated record. The transcript has 11 exons. Bases 479 to 2179 code for a protein of 566 amino acids. NCBI's taxonomy places the organism in Eukaryota, Metazoa, Chordata, Amphibia, Anura, Ranidae.
GUUAGUCUGGCUUGAUGGCUCAAUUAUACACUCAGCACAAAGUUAAGUAAGGGUUAGUAUAUAUUUUACAAAUCUCUCUUUUUAUGUGUUCUAUGUAGUUUGGCAGAGUAGGCUGAAUAUAAGAUGCAAAAUUACAACUAUCACAAUUUAAUCUUCAGAGAUGCACCUGUUCUUGUAUUUAUCCAGCACUAUGUAUUUGGCUUUGAAUGUAGGUUCUCCAAAAAUGCUGCCAGUGCAAAUUUCAACAUUAUUGUAACAUAACAGAAAGUACCAGGUUAGAAGAAAACACUAUUACGAGGAUAUUUUGUAACAGAAUUUCCCACCGAAGGUCAGCAUUCACUAUAAGAUAUAUUAUGUAUUGUGAAAUCAUGCUAUAUAAGUAUAAAUAAAGAUAUCUGUUGUUUCAGUGCACAGUUUUGUGUUCAAGGAACGUACAACGCCGCAGCAGCACCCCCUGCUCAAACAUAUUCCUGUUGCCAUGAAGUCAUUUCUAACAGUAUGGGCAGCUCUAACAAUGACAUUUGUAAUAGUUUCAUGUCAAAAUGCAAAGGAUCCUGUUGUCUGCACAGUUAUCCAAGGGUUACAACCUCUACAUGGCAAAGACGGGAGAGAUGGAAGGGAUGGCUGGCCCGGUCAGAAGGGUGAACCAGGAUCACCUGGAGAAGUGGGAAGCCCAGGAUUAAAGGGAAAUCCAGGCAUGCCAGGCAAAGCUGGUCCACAAGGGCAGAAAGGAGAUCUGGGAAUUACAGGAGCUGAGGGCAAAUCAGGCCCACAAGGUCCAAAAGGUGAAAAGGGCAUAAUUGGUCCUUCAGGAGCAACAGGAGCUGUUGGAGCUCCAGGCGCUAAAGGUGCUCCAGGUGCAGCAGGACCCACUGGAAAUCAAGGUGUUAUCGGUGCUUCCGGAGCCAAGGGAGACAAAGGGACCAUAGGCCCUCAAGGAUUAAAAGGGGAUAAAGGUGCAAAUGGUGCGCCAGGGACAACAGGAACUCCAGGCACUCCAGGUGCUAAGGGUGCAAUGGGUCCUCCCGGCAUCUCAGUUACAGGAGCUGCUGGGGCAAAAGGAGGCAAAGGAGAUCCAGGCUUGCAAGGUCUGAAGGGGGAAAAAGGGUCAGCAGGAGGUACAGGAGCCACAGGUGUGACUGGAGCUGCUGGUAUGAAGGGUGCUACAGGUGCAAUAGGACCACAAGGAAUUCAAGGAGUUAAAGGAGCUGCUGGUGCCAAAGGAGACAAAGGAGAUCUAGGACCACAGGGACUCAAAGGCAGUGCUGGAGCGACUGGUACUACAGGGAAUACAGGGGCUCCUGGAGUUCCAGGUGCUAAAGGGGCUGCAGGUACAAAUGGAGGACCUGGAAUCACAGGGUCAAGGGGAUCUGAUGGCACCAAGGGAGCCAAGGGAGAUCCAGGCGCUCAAGGUCUAAAAGGAGAAAGAGGACAACCUGGUGCCAAUGGAGCUUCAGGUACUCCUGGGAUUUUGGGUGCCAAAGGUGCUUCAGGUUCUCCAGGAUCUCCAGGUAUCGCAGGAAUAAAGGGAAGUGCUGGUGCCAAAGGAGAUAAAGGAGAUACAGGUACACAAGGAAUAAAAGGAGACAGAGGACCAGCAGGUCCAGCAGGAACUGCAGGGUCACCGGGAUCAGCUGGAUUAAAAGGUGCCACAGGUUCUCCAGGGACUGCAGGAGCUAAAGGGGCUACUGGUGCAAAAGGAGACAAGGGAGAUUCAGAUCCUUCCCUUUCAACUAAAAUUACAAAUCUGGAAAACAAAGUAGCUGCUCUAGAAAGGAGCAUCACCUCUCUCAAGAAAGCAUUCAAUUUUCAAAGUGGAGCAGUGAUAUCGGGAAACAAAAUGUAUAUCGCUAAUGGAAAAGAUGGCAAUUAUGACACUGCCCAAGCCUCUUGCCAAGGGGCACAGGGCACGUUGCCAACUCCACUGAAUAGUGCUGAAACUGCAGCCAUUCUUCAGGUUGUUAAAGCAAGGAACCGAAGAUUUUUCCUUGGAAUCAAUGACAAAAAACAAGAAGGUGCUUUUGUAUACCUCAAUGGCAAUCCAAUUUCCUACAAGAAUUGGCACACAAAGGAACCAAAUGGAGGAAAAAUUGAAAAUUGUGGAGAAAUAACUGAACAAGGAACAUGGAUUGAUAGGAGCUGUGACUAUAAAAAUAGUAUAGUUUGUGAAUUUUCAUAAUAUUAUUUGAAACUUAAUAACUGAAUUAUCCCAGUGAAAGAUGGCUUUAAAUGCAUAUAAUUUGUUUGUGCAAUGCAUUCACAUAAGAUGGCAUUUGAGAGCAACGCAGUCCUAAAAAUGACGGUGAAGGGGCUGGGUAACAGCAUAUACACUACUUUUGCAAUUGGCAUGGUUGUCCAAUUUCAUGAAGGAGGGGCACAUAAAGAGGGAAGAUGAUUGAUUACAGCAACCUGUAGGCAACUUGCAGUGACAUGAUGGAGCUCAAAACAUGCUGUUAGUUUUGCUGUUUGCAAAACAUCUGGUGAAAAAAUCAAGCACAUUCUCUUUUUUUGUGUAAAUUUAAACUUCUUGAAAAAUAUUUAAAAAAAAGAAAAGUGUGAUAAAUUCUCAGUAAAAAAACAUAAUUUUAUCCAAAUGCAAAAUCAUUUGUUUAAAUAUGCACUGAGUAAAAUCUAAAUAUGCCAUAGCUUUGCUCUUACUAGCCCAGGGCUAUAAUGCCUGUGGCAUGAUCACAACACGUUAACUGGAAAUCUCUUGCUUGUCUUUUUUUUUUAUACGAAGGCUGUUCAUGACACAUUGCUCCAAACAAGCACAGCUUUACUGUUAUACUCAAUUUGUUUACCAUUGCAACAUAUGUGACAGGAGGAUGAUGUGUCACCAUCUAAAGAUGCAGAUGGCUUGUUUCAGCAGCAAAAGGGUCAGAUGUAAGACUUUUUGGAGACAGGUAGGUGUUACCCAGGCAGGAGAAUUAGUCUAGCUAGUCAGUGCCCUCUGCCUAGGAGACAGGUUGACACAGGAGAAGCAUGUAUGGGCACAAGAAGUGUAUGCCCAGGCCUGUCUGGCCUUACAAACAAGUAAUCUGACCAGGCCGACACCAAAGGAAUAAGUUCAGUAUGUGCAAAAAACAGGCUGAGGAUCUAAGCAGAUCAAAUAGCCAGGAGGGUGAAUACUGAGGCCUCGUACACACGACCGGUUUCCUCGGCAGAAUCCAUUAAGAAACUUGGUGGGAGAGCUUUUUUGCAGAG